Messenger RNA from Uloborus diversus, 1305 nucleotides. RefSeq names its product tyrosine 3-monooxygenase-like. Gene Ontology annotation, cellular component: axon; perikaryon; cytoplasm. Gene Ontology annotation, biological process: dopamine biosynthetic process from tyrosine. The record is from RefSeq and is a predicted model, not a curated record. The transcript has 11 exons. The coding region runs from base 1 to 1305 and encodes 434 amino acids. NCBI's taxonomy places the organism in Eukaryota, Metazoa, Arthropoda, Arachnida, Araneae, Uloboridae. Gene Ontology annotation, molecular function: tyrosine 3-monooxygenase activity; iron ion binding.
AUGGUGAAGGCGGGAAUCGAUUCCUCGACAUCGAUUACUGCGCUCAGGCUGCUGUCAGAGCUGGUACUUCUGACCGGUCCGCCACGAAGGCCCCAUAUUUGUAAAUUGUCUUGCCAAGGAUGUAUUGUGCACUUGGAAACCAGAACAUCGAAGAAAAAAGACUUCAUGUUUGAUAUUCUGGUUAGAGUUGAUGCUACAAAAGAUCGAGUGCUGCACAUCAUAAAGGCUCUAAAGGCAAAUUCUGUUCAGGAUAUAAAUAUUUUGGUUGAAGAAAAAAUAAGUAUUAAAGAUCCAUGGUUUCCUCGACACAUCAGUGAUUUGGAUUUCUGUACUCAUAUAAUGACCAAAUUUGAACCUGAAUUGGAUAUGGAUCAUCCAGGAUUUUCAGACCCAAUUUAUCGCGCAAGAAGGAAACAAAUAGCUGAAAUUGCUUUUGAUUAUAAAUAUGGAGAAAAGAUACCAACUGUUAAAUACACAGAGGAUGAAAUUCGUACAUGGGGUGUUGUGUUUAGUAACCUGAAACUUUUCCUUCCUACGCAUGCCUGCUCUCAAUAUUUAGAAGUAUUUUCUGUUCUCGAAAAAGAAUGUGGUUACCGAGCUGAUAAUAUCCCACAACUUGAAGAUGUGUCGCAAUUUCUUAAAAAAAGAACAGGCUUCCAAGUCAGACCAGCAGCUGGGCUACUCACUGCCCGAGACUUCCUGGCUAGCUUAGCAUUUCGUGUUUUCCAGUCUACCCAGUACGUAAGACAUGGAUCAUCUCCUGAUCAUUCUCCUGAACCAGACUGUAUUCAUGAAUUGCUGGGCCACAUUCCAAUGCUAGCAGAUUCAAGUUUUGCUCAGUUUUCUCAGGAAAUUGGAUUGGCUUCCCUGGGUGCUUCUGACGUUGAGAUUGAAAAAUUUGCUACGUUGUAUUGGUUUACAGUUGAGUUUGGACUCUGCAAACAAAAUGGGGAAACUAAAGCCUACGGAGCGGGACUUUUAUCUUCUUACGGGGAACUUGAGCAUUCCUUGUCCAGCAAACCGGAACAUCGCAUUUUUGAUCCGGAAAAAGCAGCUGUUCAACCUUAUCAAGACCAAGAUUAUCAAGACAUUUAUUAUGUCGCAGAAACUUUUGAUGAUGCCAAAGAGAAAUUCAGAAACUACGUCGCUCAGCAUUUAAAUCGCAAUUAUGAAGUACGCUAUGAUCCUUUCACUCAGUCGAUCCAGAUAUUAGAUUCAACUGAAAAGCUGCAUUCAUUGUCAGACAGUCUGCGUACAGAAAUCGUGCGACUUUCUAGUGCGAUCAAAAAGUUAACUGUUCAUUAA